AUCUUGUGAGAGGACAAUUAUCAACACAAACUAACUGUAAGGCGCAUCUUGAGUUUGAGUCUCUCUAAUGGAGUUUUGGUCUCUCCUCGUUUAUGUUCUUACCAUUCUCCUUCUCCUCCCACACCCCUUUGCUCCUGCAAACGCGAAUAUGGAAGGGGAUGCUCUGUACGCCUUCAGAAGAGCUGUACACGAUCCAAACAACGUUCUAGAGAGUUGGGAUCCCAAUCUGGUGGAUCCCUGUACCUGGUUUCAUGUUACCUGUGAUGAUGACAAGCGAGUUACACGCCUAGACUUGGGGCAUGCAAAAUUGUCUGGCCACUUGGUUGCAGAGCUUGGGAAGUUGGAACGCCUUCGGUAUCUAGAAUUGUACAUGAAUAACUUGGAGGGUCCCAUACCAAAGGAACUUGGAGGGCUCAAGAGUCUUGUAAGCUUGGAUCUUUAUUGCAAUAACCUAACUGGGAAAAUCCCUCCGAGUCUCUCCAAGCUCUCCAAUCUCAGAUUCUUGCGACUGAACAGCAACAAGCUGAGCGGAAGAAUACCAAGAGAGCUUACCAAACUGGCAAGCCUUAAGAUCUUAGACCUCUCAAACAAUGAUUUGUGUGGCACCUUCCCAACUUCUGGCUCUUUUUCCAAGUUCUCCGAAGAAAGUUUCAACAACAACCCGAGACUGGAAGGACCAGAAUUGAUGGGAUUCGUCAGAUAUGACAUUGGAGGAAGCUGCAAUUAAUGGAUUAACUGAUAACAUAAUAUAAUAUAACCACACCCUUUUUUUUUUUUUUCCUGUUUUUAGUGUAAAGGAAAUGCCUCAUUCCCUUAUAUCCUUUUUCUAUAUAAUAUUAAUAUUAACAUAAGUAGUCACUUGCUUCGAUCAAUCCCUAUACGAACAUGCAAGUGCCUUUGCAUGUUGACUUGAAAAAGAUUCCAUCUUAGUGUUGGAAUGUUUAAUCCUCACAUAGCUUCUCAAUCA
Molecule: messenger RNA, 967 nt
Organism: Neltuma alba
Lineage: Eukaryota; Viridiplantae; Streptophyta; Magnoliopsida; Fabales; Fabaceae
Product: leucine-rich repeat protein 1
Exons: 7
Coding region: 68-727 (219 amino acids)
Source: RefSeq, a predicted model, not a curated record